Molecule: messenger RNA, 1716 nt
Organism: Nothoprocta perdicaria
Lineage: Eukaryota; Metazoa; Chordata; Aves; Tinamiformes; Tinamidae
Product: copine-5-like
Exons: 20
Coding region: 1-1692 (563 amino acids)
Biological process (GO): cellular response to calcium ion
Cellular component (GO): plasma membrane
Molecular function (GO): calcium-dependent phospholipid binding
Source: RefSeq, a predicted model, not a curated record
AUGGGGGCGCAGCGGGAAGAGGGGCCGCGGCGGCUGUCGGGGGACACGGGGGGGGAGAUGAUGGAGACCCUGGCAGGGGUGUCCGUGCCUCAGUUUCCCCGCGCGUGCCGCAGGUGCCUCCUGGACAAGGACACGUUCUCCAAGUCGGACCCGCUCUGCGUCCUCUACACCCAGGGCGCUGAGAGCAAGCAGUGGCGCGAGUUCGGCCGGACCGAGGUCAUCGACAACACCCUGAACCCCGACUUCGUGCGCAAGUUCAUCCUCGACUACUUCUUCGAGGAGAAGCAGAACCUGCGCUUCGACCUGUACGAUGUGGACUCCAGGAGCCCGGACCUCUCCAAGCACGACUUCCUGGGCCAGGCCUUCUGCACGCUGGGCGAGAUCGUGGGCUCGGCCGGCAGCCGCCUCGAGAAGCCCCUGACGAUGGGCACGGCCCCCGCGCACGCGCGGGGCAGGAAGGCUGCGCCCGCCCUCUCCAACGGGGGCGUCCUCGGGAAGAAGUGCGGCACCAUCAUCCUCCUGGCCGAGGAGCUGGGCAACUGCCGGGACGUGGCCACGCUGCAGUUCUGCGCCAACAAGCUCGACAAGAAGGAUUUCUUCGGCAAGUCCGACCCCUUCAUGGUCUUCUACCGGAGCAACGAAGACGGGACCUUCACCAUCUGCCACAAGACGGAGGUGGUGAGGAACACGCUGAACCCCGUGUGGCAGGCGUUCGCCAUCCCCGUGCGCGCCCUCUGCAACGGCGACUACGACCGGGGAGAGGAGGAGGAGGAGGAGGAGGAAGACGGGAAAAGGCCCACGGAGGUGGUGAACCCCAAGAAGAAGAUGAAGAAGAAGAAGUACCUGCACUCGGGGACGGUGACGCUGCUCUCCUUCGCCGUCGAGUCCGACUGCACCUUCCUGGACUACAUCAAGGGCGGCACCCAGAUCAACUUCACGGUGGCCAUCGACUUCACGGCGUCCAACGGCAACCCGUCGCAGUCCACCUCGCUGCACUACAUGAGCCCCUACCAGCUCAACGCCUACACCAUGGCGCUCAGGGCCGUGGGCGAGAUCAUCCAGGACUACGACAGCGACAAGAUGUUCCCCGCGCUCGGCUUCGGCGCCAAGAUCCCGCCGGACGGGCGCGUGUCCCAUGAGUUCCCACUGAACGGCGACGCUGCCAACCCCUCGUGCAGCGGCAUCGAGGGCAUCCUGGAGGCCUAUCACAAGAGCCUCAAGAGCGUGCAGCUCUACGGCCCCACCAACUUCGCCCCCGUGGUCAACCACGUGGCCCGCGCGGCCGCCGCRGUGCCCGACGGCUCCCAGUACUUCGUGCUGCUCAUCAUCACCGACGGCGUCAUCUCCGACAUGGCGCAGACCAAGGAGGCCAUCGUCAACGCUGCCAAGCUCCCCAUGUCCAUCAUCAUCGUCGGGGUCGGACAGGCCGAGUUCGACGCCAUGGUGGAGCUGGACGGCGACGACGUGCGCAUCUCGUCCCGCGGCAAGGUGGCCGAGCGCGACAUCGUGCAGUUCGUCCCCUUCCGCGACUACAUGGACCGCGCGGGCAACCAGGUGCUCAGCAUGGCCCGGCUGGCCAAGGACGUGCUGGCCGAGAUCCCCGACCAGCUCGUGUCCUACAUGAAGGGCCGGGGCAUCAAACCACAGGCGGCGCCCGAAGCCGCCGGCCCCCCCGCGUCCCCCCAGCCCUGACGCCUCCUGCCACCUCCGCACGGG